AUGUCAGAAUUUGCACCUAUUUGUAUCUAUUUAGUGAUCAGUCCGCUAGUUUCUUUGAUGCUCCAACAAGACGGUGGAAUGUUUCAGAAAACCCAGAAGGAUUGGAGUAGUUUGUAACAUCUUUCUAAGAACUUAGGAAACCAUUAGCACAUCCUUCUGGUGCAUCUCCUCCAAAUCAUUACAUAAAUACGGCCUUGGUAUAAAUCAAGAUCUUAUUGAAUGCUAACCCUGAUCAAGCGUCCAAUCCUAGUGCACCUGAGAAAAAUUAGUUCUCUGUUUUUUUUAGCAACAAUGGCAGUAGAAGGGAAAUUUAUUCACAGAGAAAAAGUCUACUCCGUGAUGAUCAGUGAAAAUGUGGAGGACUUUUUCCACAUCCCAUUUGGCUAAUCAACGAUGGUCAACGCAUCACCAUCAAGCCAGAGGUUUUCGUUUGAAAGUGAUCAUCAGUACAGGACUGUCACUGAACAUCUUGGUCUAAUUUUAGCGGUCUCAUUGCUAUAAUCUUAGACAGUUUUUUUUUUUUUUUUUUUGCAUAAUUUUUUUGGGUUCUGGGUGAAGAUGCCGCGGCGCUCCUUGGAAUUGAGCCUGAUUUUGCGCAGAUGUCACCAUGAGACGAUGAUUGUUUUCAAAGAGAAAGGGAAACCGAAGAGAAGGGAUACGAAUAAUCUCGAUGAUCUCGCGAGAGCACUGAACGAAUGUAGGGGUUGAAUACCUGCCAACUAUGCCGUUGACCAUCACCACCAGAUGCUCGGGGAAUUCUUCCGGCUGAGAAGAGGCCGUUGGCGAACCCCAAAUCUCCACUCCAUCAUCAAGGUGCUCCAUCUGCAGCUUCUGGGCCUUCGUUACCGAAUCUCUAAAGGAUCCCAUCAGCCGCACGAAGACGGCCUUCCCGCCGGCGCGACCACCCUCCGACAUCAACCCCAGAACAAAACUCGACUUCCCCCGAGACAAUCUGCAGCCCAUUCCUCUCCAACCGUGAUGAACCCGGCAAUGGCCGCCGAUCGCAAACCCCCAACGCACCGUACUCACCGGCGUCACCGCGGUCACCAUGGCUGAAUUAUAGAGGGUGAUGGCAGCCAGCGACUCCGCCGGUUGACCCGAAAACCAACGAACCAGAUAGCCAAGCCCGGAGGAAGAGAGAAGGAAGGAAUUCGCCACAAACUAGCCCGACCCAGAGCCGCCGCGGAGAUCCUACUGAAAAGACGGCAGAUAAACAGGCAGAAAGUUAGAGAGAUCCCCCCCCCCCCUCCUCCUCCUCCUCUUCUUCUCUCUCUCUCCCUCCCCGUCACUUUCGCUUUGA
Messenger RNA from Spirodela intermedia, 1300 nucleotides. The record is from the annotation of a GenBank genome assembly. Lineage: Eukaryota; Viridiplantae; Streptophyta; Magnoliopsida; Alismatales; Araceae.